GUGACGUGUCCGUGACCCGACACGACAUCAUCGCGACGCUGCUCCGCCCCCUCGACUGCGCUGCUCACUCUCAUGGCUAAGACCAAGGGCAAAAGAAAAGAUGCAACUCAGCAGCUCUCAGACGACGAGGAUACCCCUGGGCCGGAGCCUGAUAGUGAUCGCGCGAAGUGGCUUGACGCAGACAUUGCUGUGCUACUGGACGCUCUCAUUGCGAACAAGGCAGCUGGGGGCAAUGGCGGCAACUUCAAGAUGAGAACUUUCAAUCUCAUUGCACCAGAUGUGGAUGCGGUUCGGAAGGAAGGGGCAAAGAAGACAGGGAACAACUGUCAGACGAAGUACAAGAAUCUUCGUGAGACUAUGGAAACCCGGAGAGGUCUGCUCAUGUCAAGUGGUUAUGCGACGGUGAUCAUUGAUAAGCAAUGUCAAGACCCCGGAGCCAUCACACUAAGCGACAUUACGAGCACACAGACUGAUAGAUUCAACAAAUACCACCACUGAACAAAAAAAAAAGCCAAAUGGAAUCGCGCACGUAGGCGCCCAGUGCUCGCUCCAAUUCCAAAUCACAUGAUGUCGAAUUCUGUAAGAUACCCACAAUCCACCCUCGACAAACAUCACGUGGCGUUAUGGUCACACGUCCGCUUUCAUCUCACGCAAAUGAUGCACUGUAGAUGCUCGAGGGAAUGCGAGCCGAGGAACUUGUCAAAAUGUAGACAUGCCUAUACGGCCCUAUAGAAUAUUCAACACAUGUCAUUGGUGACUGUUUG
Mycena citricolor is the source of this 764-nucleotide messenger RNA. The record is from the annotation of a GenBank genome assembly. NCBI's taxonomy places the organism in Eukaryota, Fungi, Basidiomycota, Agaricomycetes, Agaricales, Mycenaceae.